CAUUGCACAGCUGCUGGUGCACUUUAACUGGACUUGGGUGGGGCUGCUGCGAGGAGACCAUGAUUAUGGCCGCUUUGCUGCAAAAGGUUUAUUGAGAGAAUUGCAGGACACCAAAGUAUGUGUAGCGUACCAAGAAAUUAUUCCUCUGCUCUACACUCGCCAGAUGGGACUAAGGAUCAUGAAGGUGAUGCGUAGCUCUACUGCAAAAGUGGUGGUGGUAUUUUUAGGCGAUUUGUUGAUGACACCUUUCAUGAGAGACUACAUGACUCAGAACAUCACUGGAAUCCAGUGGGUGGCGAGUGAAGCCUUGGUCAUGUCAUCAGUCCUUUCAGGGAAAGAGUAUUACCCUUACAUGGGAGGAACCAUUGGGUUUGGCAUCAGAAAAGGUCAUAUCCCCAGACUGGGUGACUUCCUGCAGACAGUAAACCCUAAGAGAUAUCCUGACAAUGUGCUGGUGCGUGAGCUGUGGGAGUCUCUGUAUGGUUGCAGUCCUCUUCCAUCCUCGGUCACCCAGAUGCCGCCUUGCUCAGGGCAGGAGUCUCUGCUGGAACAGCACUCAGCCUACAUGAAUACAUCCAGCCCUAGUAUCACAUAUAAUGUCUAUAAGGCUGUAUAUGCCAUUGCUCAUUCCCUGCACAAGCUCCUUCUCUGUCAGCCAGGGAGGGGGCCUUUCCAGAACAACUCAUGUGCUCAGAGCAACAACAUACACCCUUGGCAGCUUCAACACUACCUCCAGGAAGUUAACUUUCAGAUUGGUGAUGAGGAGGUGGACUUUGAUGCCAAGGGCGACUCUGUACCCUAUUAUGAUAUCAUCAACUGGCAGAGAGGCACAGAAGGAAACAUUGAAUUUGUCAAUGUAGGUUUGUUUAAUGGAACCAAGGCUGUUGGAGAGGAGCUGUUGAUCCAGGAGGACAGGAUAAUGUGGGCAGGACAUCAGAGUGAGGUGCCAGUGUCUGUAUGCAGUGCCAGUUGUCUUCCAGGCUCCCGGAAGGCUGUCCGUCGUGGGGAGCCUAUCUGCUGCUUUGACUGUGUACCAUGUGACAGUGGUAAAAUUAGCAAUCAGACAAACUCAGUAGAUUGUGCAACUUGUCCUGAGGACUUCUGGUCAAACAACGACAGAACAGCCUGCAUCUCCAAGAAAGUGGAGUACUUGACCUUUGAUUCAUUGGGAAUAGCCCUGACAGUGAUGUCUGUGGUGGGCGCCUGCUUCACUCUGGCUGUCUGUGGAGUCUUCUUCUGUUACAGACACACAGCCAUCGUCCGUGUGAAUAACUCUGAGCUCAGUUUCUUUAUACUGUUUGCACUGACUCUAUGUUUCCUGUGUUGUCUACUUUUCAUUGGAAAGCCAACAUAUUGGUCCUGCAUGCUGCGCCACACAGCCUUUAGCAUCACAUUUUCACUGUGUAUUUCCUGCAUCCUGGGGAAGACCCUGGUGGUACUGGCUGCAUUCACUGCCACCAGGCCAGGUCACAACAUCAUGAAGUGGCUGGGGCCUAAGCAGCAGAGGACCAUUAUCUCCAGCUGUACUCUGGUUCAGGUGGUUAUCUGUGCUGCCUGGCUCAUUGAUUCUCCCCCGUUUCCAUCCAGAAAUACACAAUAUGAACAUUCAAAGAUCAUACUGGAGUGUAGUGUGGGCUCUAGCCUGGCUUUCUGGUGUGUUCUUGGAUAUAUUGGAUUACAGGCCUGUCUGUGCUUUGUAUUGGCUUUUCUGGCUCGAAAGUUGCCAGGAAACUUCAACGAGGCCAAGUUCAUCACAUUCAGCAUGCUGAUUUUCUGUGCUGUGUGGCUAGCAUUCAUCCCUGCUUAUAUCAGCUCCCCUGGAAAUUAUGCAGAUGCAGUCGAGUCAUUUGCCAUCUUGGCCUCCAGCUUUGGCUUAUUGUUCUGCCUGUUUGCUCCAAAGAGUUACAUUAUUUUACUGAAGCCUGAAAAGAAUACAAAACAGCACCUGAUGGGGAAAGAAAAGAAAUGAUGAAACACAAAUGAACUUAAAGAUAUUGAAUCAGUAGCAAAUGGACUUGUCGAUUUCUUCCAGUUGCUUAUGGAUAACUAACCAUUUAAAAAUGUUUGUUAGUCAAUGUUGUUUUGAUAUUGACAUUUCUUUACAGACAUGUAAUUGGUGUGUCGGAGCAUGGAAAAGACGAAACAAUAAAUUUGAAAGAUGUCAAGAAGGUUUACAUAACAUGGAACCUUCACAGGAUGCUUACAGAAAACCAGGGAUUACAAUAUGUGUGACCAAAUAACAUUGAAAUACUGGUUCUUGGUCAUUUCCAUGGUAGAUCAUAAACUUGGGUAGACUACAACAAAAUAAAUAAUGCAGUGAUAUUUCCACCUUUGGCAAAGUCUUCAUCAUAGCUGCUGAAUAUUUGUAUCAGCUCUCACCAGUGACAGGAAAGCCUCUUACACAGAAUAAACAAAGACCAACUUAUGGGGAAAUACUUUGUAUCACAUAGAGUUGACAGAAAUACUGCAACAAGAAGAUCAGUACUCACAUCAACUAACUCACAUGUAUUAGAGAUAACAAGGCAAUCAGAGAUGGCAGACUUCACC
Molecule: messenger RNA, 2547 nt
Organism: Solea senegalensis (Senegalese sole)
Lineage: Eukaryota; Metazoa; Chordata; Actinopteri; Pleuronectiformes; Soleidae
Product: extracellular calcium-sensing receptor-like
Exons: 5
Coding region: 164-1969 (601 amino acids)
Biological process (GO): G protein-coupled receptor signaling pathway
Cellular component (GO): membrane
Molecular function (GO): G protein-coupled receptor activity
Source: RefSeq, a predicted model, not a curated record